Xyrichtys novacula (pearly razorfish) is the source of this 33897-nucleotide messenger RNA. The record is from the annotation of a GenBank genome assembly. NCBI's taxonomy places the organism in Eukaryota, Metazoa, Chordata, Actinopteri, Labriformes, Labridae.
AACUUUGUAGUGGAAGUCGGACAGCUUUACAACCUGAAGUCAACAACAAGCCCUGUUAGGCUUGCCCAUCGCAGCCAGUUGUUCUUUUCCUUUUCCUCUCCCUCUCUUUUUUUGGGAGUCCCUCUGUUUUUCCUCACCCUCCGCCUGCAGACACGCUGUGGUAGUGGGUGUGUCGACGCGGGCCAGUGGAGCCUCGUCUCUGCUUGUGCGCACUCUGAAAAAGAGGAAAAAGUUGAUGAUGAGUUUAGUGUGAAAGCGGCCCGCUUCGGAGCAGUCUAACCGUCCAGGAAUGGCAGUCUGGACCCGAGCGGACAAAAACGGUCAGCUGGACCUUCUGCUCCGCGACCGCUGGAUCCGAGUGGCCACCGAACUGACCCGAGAAACCCUGACUUUGACGGCCGAGACGGAUGUAACCGGACAGCGGGGCAACCACUGGGACUACAACAACUCUUCGGCGGGCCUGCGAAAUGGUAUGUCGAACGGGAACGAAGCGGGACAGAGUCCUGGGAACUCCGGCCGCGGUCCGUCCACGGGUCAAGACCAACUUCCGAACCAGAACCACGGGGGUCGGGGGCGCAGCGGCAGCCCCGGGCGCGGAGCAGUAAGUCGAGGUCAAUACGACGGGAACUACGGAUUAAACAGCCCCGGAAAGUACCCAAAUAACGGCACAAACUCUGACUUUGGGAGCCCGGGCUCAAGCUACGGUAGUCCCGGGUCCAGCUUUGGGUCGAGACAGGGCGACUUGUGUGUGGACGGGUCUUCGGAGGCUGUGCGCAAAGUGCGAGUUGUCAAACAGGAGUCUGGCGGGCUGGGAAUCAGUAUCAAGGGGGGACGUGAGAACCGGAUGCCAAUUCUCAUCUCCAAGAUCUUCCCGGGUCUCGCCGCCGACCAGAGCCGGGCGCUCCGGGUGGGGGACGCGAUCCUAUCGGUGAACGGUAACGACCUCCGGGAGGCUACGCAUGACCUGGCGGUGCAGGCGCUUAAGAAGGCGGGGAAAGAAGUGACGCUUGAGGGUAAGUUGGCCAACGCGAGAGCGGGGAUUUUCCCGGGCCGGGAUAAGACUCCUGUACUCGGGCAACUCUUCUCUACACACUGCAUCUCACUGACUCAACUCACUGUUAUGGGAGUUGGUUUGGGUCAGAACUUUCUGAACUCAACUUACAAUGCAUCAGCUGACAGAAACCAAACUUUUAGCACCUUGAAAGUGAUUCUGCAACAAUAAAUGUGACUAUUAUUCACAUGCAAGUAAAAUUUGUUAUCUUAUCAAUCCUCAUCAUUUCGAAACAGAUCAGUUUUGUCAAUCUGACCCACAAACCCUUCUUUAAUUCUAUGUAAAUAAGGUCAUUCAUCAAGUUUCCACAGUGGAACAGAGCUUUAAUACCAUCUAUCCACAAAGGCUACCUGAGAAAUCACUUCUGAACAUUUUAUCCACAGGAAGGAUCCAGCAUCCAGUGGGCACUUCUUGUUUGAUUUUGUUCACUGAAAGGGCAUCUAAGAGGCACUUAAUCAUGUUUACCCAAAAGCGAGGCACUUGAAAGGGCAUUUUUGCAGUGUCUGAAUCGCUGCAGGGGCAUUCAGGAGGUCACUUUGCUGCAUUUUUAAGGCACAACCCCUCCAGACCAGUGCACCGCUGGAGCACCCAAGCACGCUAUGAAUAAAUGUCAUCAGAAAUGUCAUUGGAGUUGUUUUGGCUCCAAGUUAAGAUAGGCGUUACAGAUAACCAAUAUGACACAAUGAUUUUUUUUCUUAAAUGGGUUGUAAAAGAUCUCUUUCUUAUUAGGUUGUGCGUUUCUUUUGCUCUGAUGUAACAAGUUAAGGAUUUGAGCUUUAUUUUGAUUUGACCUACUCAACCUGAGUUUACGAGGAUUUCCCAGCAGAUUGAAAUCUCUGUCCUGAGGGAGACCUCGCCAAGAGGGCCUGCAGCGUUUUGGUAGAAAAUAGAUAUCAAAAUUCAUCAACUGCUCAUCCCUCUAAGUAGAAACAGACAUAUGAAGAAUACCUUUAAGUUUUCUUUGUAAAGUUAAGAUCAUUCACUGAUUAUUGAAAAACCUGUAGCCCAUAACAUAUAAGUAGUAGCAUGUUGCUCUUAAUAAAGCUUGGUACAUUUUCUCCAAUGUAAACUUACACUAUAGACACAUUUUGCAGGCAUGAUACAAGUAAACUGGCUCUCAGUCAGGGUUGAUCCACAUGCAGGAGAAAGAGGAGGAGGAGUAUGGUUUAAAUAAUAUCAACAGAACAGAAAGCCUUUGAUUAGUGUAAACAGGAAAGUAACCACAGUUGUGGUCACAGUCAGAGUUAGAUACAUUGUACUCUGUGUAUUUGAAUGGCUGCGGGUUACUAAAGAUAAGAGGUCACUGUAAACAGAAGCAGAUGAGAUUUGUCUGUGUGUGACUUGCCUCUAUGCAGGCCAGGAGAGAGAGAGAGAGAAAGAGAGAGAGAGAGAGAGAGAGAGGAAAAUAUGUUAAUGAGCCAUGGGGAAGCAGAGCAUAAUCAGUUAUGAUAUUUGAAAUAGUAUGAAAAAAACAGAAGUAAAAUGAAGUUACUGAAUCCAAGAUGUGGUUACUGACCAAGGACAUAAGGAGAGAAACAUCAAAUCAAUCAUAUUACUUUUUCUCGCUCAGUUUUUAUAAAGAAUACAUCAAAUAUGUUAACUUUGGUUGAAGUCAGUGAAUAAGUUUAUGAUAAGCACAGUACAGAAGCAGACACUUUUACUCUGUUAUGUUCGGAUCUUCACUUUAAGCUCCUUUGGGGACUUUUAGCUUGUUACGGAACAGACCAAAGUUUACGCUUUUGUCUAUGUGAGCUGCAAAAGCAAAAAAAGACCAUGAGGGAGAAGUUUGCAUGUUUUAGUGCACUUCUUAUUAAUCGUGGUGUUAUUACCAGCCUGUUGAAGAAACAUAACCUUUGUUUACAUUUUUCACUGCAAAGUUACACAGCUAUUCCACUGUAUGUCAGAUGUCAUUUAAAAGUCUGUUUCGGGGGCAUUUAAAAUUUGCCCUUUGUUGGCAGAGCAGCUGAAGAGAGGCAGGGGAUGUUGGGAAGAGAGAGUGGUGUUUUGGAAAUGUAAGAAAUGAGGUACAGUGAGAUCACAUCACUGGUUGGCAACAACAAAAAAAUUAGAGCUUUGACUCAUUCAUGCUCGGGUUGUUUGUCAUAUAACAAAAAUGAAAAAAACACAACUUCUUGAACCAUCAAGUUUUAAGUAUUUGACCUUUAUGAAACAGACUGAAAUUCAUUUCGGACAAGGGCAUUAGCCACAACACUGAUAAGUUUUAAACUGUGCUUCUAAUGCCUGAAAACCAAUGUGAGGGGGUAGGUGUCAGCCAAGCAGCUGGGGAAAGCAGCCUAUGUUGACAAUAAAUGAUGAAAGUGGCUGUCAAAAGUCAGAGUGAUAAGAUUUUUGUAAGAAGAGACGAGUUAAAAAUUCAGAGGACUAGAUCGGCAAAGACUGUUGUCCACUGGGGUUGUCAAAUGUGACACAAAAUGAAAGUUUAAUGUGAAUGAGACGAAAAAAAGCUCUCCAGAACUCUUGACUAUUUUGGUUUUUCAGCCUUUUCUUUUGUUUUGAAUAUUUACUACAUGGUUCAGUCUUCAACUCAUACGGGAUAAGAUAACUAAAGAGAUGUGCUUUUUGAUCUUUGGAGGGAAAAUUCAGAUGUUACAGCAGUGCUUUUUAUUUGAUCAUAACUAAGUAAUAAUUGUUAUCUUUGCAGGUCAUUAUACUGACUUCAAAUGCUGAUUGGUGAUAAAUAAAGCAGUUAUAAGAAUCUCAAGGAUACACUAAUAAGAUCUUCCGGGAUUUUGUGGCCCUUCUCAUGUGAUUGUUGCAGCCUGGUUUGUGGUAUCGCAGCAGUAUUUUUAGAACCUGUCGUGGGACUUCCAUUUUUUGUACUUUGUUGUGUAAAAUACUCCUCACAGUUGUUAUAAAUAUCCACAUAUUAAAAAACAGCCGAACUUGGAUGUCAUCAACAUCAAACAGGGAUCUGAGGACAGUACUCUGUGGCGAUGAGUUCAGAAACCAAAUGGCACUGAUGUUGAACUGUUCAAUGUUUUGAAAAGUGGAAAAAGAGAGAAUUCGUGGAAGUGAGGCCACAAAGCCCUCAGGGUCUGGAAACUUAAGGCUAGGAACAGCUAAACGCUUAAAUGCUGUGUUUAAUGGCUUGGAAUGAACUCCGGAUGAAUACUGAAGAGCUGGAAUUGUAGGAAGUAAUCGAUGUGUGACACAUUUACACUCAAGUCAGAGUCAGGCCAAUUUUUUUUUACCCUUGGAAAGCAGCGAGGUUAAACUGUCUAACACGUUCCAAUCAAUCACAAAAGCUCAUCCAGUGGAACCUCAAUGUCACGUUGUUUCAGUCCGUUAGUGUUUGUUUGGAGGGUUGAUGUUCAUCUCUAGGUGAGCACAGGAAAAGACUGUGCCAGACAAAAGACUUUUACUCUGUUCCUUUUUCUCCUUUCUCAAUCUUAUUUUUUCCAUGAUACACAAUUUUUUAAAAAGUUUUCUAAGUGGGCCAUAAAAAAGGGUUGAUCUGACCACUUUUGUUAUUGCUCUGAGUCAUACGAGCUGUUAUUUGUCCUUAUUAGAUUGUAAGUGUAUGACACACUCCAGAUCAAGACUAAAUUAAGUCCAUGAGCACAGACGAUUAGGUAUUUGAACUCUAACUUUCUCAAAGGACAUUUCAGGGAUAAGAUAUAUGGCUGAAAGAAAGACUAUUCGCUGUGUUCACGGUUGGAUACACCUCUGAGUUUUUCUACUGUCUUUUUUUCCAAACCAUCACCAGGUUGAGAAUACAGUCAUAGAUAUAUCAAACUGUUUGCAUGGCCUGACUGUAGCCUCUCGCCUCUAUUUCCAUCUCUGCCUUAGUAACUGUUGCUAUUUGUGGUAAUUAUGAUUUUUCACUUAUUCAAUAUUCUUUGAAAAUACUUUAUGCAUGUUGGAGCUUUUGAAUAACUAAGACAUCAAGGGGGCUACAUAUUCAAUGGAUUAAUAGUUACACAUACUUUAUUUCAUCCUGACAGCGCCUGAGAAAGGGAAAUGUGAGUAUUGAAAUAAGUGAAGACAUGAAAGGAAAGAGAGCAUUUGAUCAUGGAGGUCAUCUACUAAACUGUAGUCGGGAGUCUCUGUAAACAGAAACCAACAGUGACAGCUGUCUGAUGUGAACAACCCUUCUGCAGGAUGAACAUACAUUCAGAGAUCAGCAAUUACAUUUACAUUUUUUUGACCACAACUUCCAAUUGGGAUGCUCUCAUUUGUAGCGUUGUCAAACAAUAUGAUGUUAACUCUCUGUCUUGUAGUUGAGUCUGCAGUACAGCCCUUCUGUACUGAUUUCACCUGACAGCUUAUCAGCUUGAUAAGAACUAUCAUCAGGGUUUCGUGACAUGCGUCAGUGAAUAGACUAGUCCAUUCCCUGGUUGCGCUCUACCAAGUGGACUGCCUGGAGCCCAUCAAUAUCAUUUUAAUGAAUUUUUGUCAGUCAGUGACGUAAAAGCAGCAAGAGUUCAGUGUAAAGCCACUGAAGCGGGAUUGAAUCUCAAUAUUGAAGAAAAGCCCAUUUAAAACACUUUAUUUUAUGAGAAACUUCAUUUUGUCUUUUGAACAUGUGUCAGUUUUAGUUAAGGAAAGAUCUGUAUUUAUGAUUCAGCUUUUAGUUAAAUCGCUGUGAAUGGUUGAACUGAAAGCUCAGACAUUUGAGACUUCUUUUUAAAAGUUGCUCUAGUCUGUACAAUGAAAAGGCUAAAAGUAGAGAGCUCACAUUUGACCAAAAAAAGGGAGUCCAUUCAGGGUCGUUUCCACUCAUGGUUUGAAGCCCUGCAAAAGCCUCACGCAAAUGUUGCAGUGAAUGUAACACACUGAAGGUGCUUUCGAAGCACAUUGAUAUAAGAAUAAUUUCAAAGCUUGAUUUGGAGUUUGGCUGAUUGCACCUGACAUAGAUAUCAAAUCAAUUUUAGAGAACCCUCAGGCGUAGACAGUAGGAUGUGUCUCCUCCUGCCCCAACACACGCAGUCCAGACAUGGGCCUCUGUUUAGAAGAAUGUGUCAGCUGCCUGUCACUGUUUGUCAGUGUGACAGGCAGUGAGCCGUGUUGUUUGUGGACAGGCUCUUCUUCCCAGUCCCUCUCUGUCUCUGCCGGUCUGCCACCACUCUGAGAAAUGGCAGUCACACAGAACGAGGCCCGGGUUUCCAGACCGCUGUGCCGUGCAAACAAUACAUAAACCCCCAGAUAUUCUCACAAUUAGCUUAGGUGCCCCACAUUCCUGACCUCCGCUUGCAUGUGCGUAUUUAGGCCAAAGGUCAACACUGCCGGCUCUGACUGGGAUAAAUCAUGCCGCUCCACACUUGCAGCACACUUGGACUGAUUAUUAUACUGGUGCUGCAUGAGGGAGGAAAGAGAGACAUUAGAGAAAGUGAUGGAGAGUGUUGUAGUUUUUAACUUAUGUCAACAAGCUGCUGUCAUGUGUAUGCUGAUAACUUUUAAGGUAUCCAAUCUGAUCUGGGGUUAAAAUUUUCAGUCAGAUACGAACACUUAAAUGGAACAACUUUUUAACUUUGCCUUAUUUCUUAAGCAAAGAGACUAAACACAACUCACCCACUCUCUUCCAGCAGCCGCUUGUUUGUAGGAAGACCUUGGACGAGUCCAUCACCGACCACAGCGGGGUGAUGCAGCUCAAGGGAGAAUGUUAUAAUCAUUUCUCUAUCAUUUCCUUGAAGUUAUAAUCAUCAUAUUAAUCAUUUUGCUCUGCAGAUGCGGUAGUUCUUUUGCCUUAGUGUCUUUUUCUGAUUGCAUUUCCAUGAAGAAAUGAUGUUUAGUGUUAAGGCUCUUUGCUAAAGAAAUUAGGCAAAGCUUAAAAGAUGUUUGAAGUUUAUUUCGAUCUGGUCAUAUCUAUUCAAUAUAUACAGUAGAUUACAAGAAAAGAAAACUGGACCGAAAAGGCAUAGGCUGAAGCAAGAGCUUAUUGUCGCCUAUCCUUCUUACUAAAUCAAAAUAUUCAAAACAUCUUAUUCCACACUAGUGCUAUGGCUGGGACCUUAUAUGUGCUGUUGAUGAAGUUAGGUGCUGUUCUGAGCAUUAUUUGUUGCGAUAGAGUGGUUUUUCAGCUGAUGUUUGUGUUUGGCUCCUGAGACCGCUGUGUAUUGCUAUCGUGCGGUCAUUACUAAAGUUGGUAUAACUAGAGAAGCAAGCGGUCGGCAACAUUCAUCUCUUGAGGGGGUCUCUAACUCGGUGUUACGGUGUGUUUGACCCUAAAUUAAUCUUACGCUGGAAUAUCCCUGUAAGCUGGACUUGCAUGGUGCUCUUUAUUAAAUUAGAUUAAUAAAUAAGGUGAGAGAGUGAAUUUGUCAAAAAACUUUACAUGACUAGAGCUUUUUGAUGGUAAUAACUUGACAAAUAGAGGAUCAUACUAAAAUGCGUUGCAGGGGCCUCUCCAGUCCUCCAAGGCCAACGUAUCUUCACUGAUGGGUGAGCAAUCUAGAUCCUGACAAUGCAGUAGUGCCAUCAGGACGUUGUUCUGCUGUCAGUACUUGUACACUGAAUCUGCAUCAGCAAAACAUCGGCCUCCCAGUGUGUGAUUUCAUAUUGUGCUACAGGGUUACAGAAGCUUGAGAGGCAUAACAUGUAAACAUACAGUGGGAAAUCCACACACACAUAUAUAUUCUCUGGCGGGAAUAUAUAGUGCUGGUCUGCCCUACCAGCUCCAAUGCUACACUUUUCCACUGUCUAGUUUCUGUUGAUAUCCAGUUUACAUUUACAUUUUUACAUUCAAAUAGUAGAGCAUUACAAGCAUCACAGGCGCCACUACUAGCUGUAGCUAAUUUUCAUUAAAUUGACUAUCAAUGCUGGUGCAGACACCAGUUGACUUAAAAGUGUGAAUCGCUUAAAGAGUCCUGCCUUGAUCCUAAAGGGGAAUCAAUGCACCAGAGAGGCAGGACACGCAUUAACAGUCAUCACUGCAGUAUUGUCAUAUUACAUUUUAAAUAUUCACCAGUUUAGUGGCAGACGUACUCUGCAGUGUCUCUGUGUUUUACAAAGACUUUAAGAAUCUUUUAGCUCCUUGUUUUUAUUUUAAACAAACUGCUUAAGCUGUGUUCAGUAAAAAACUUGAGGUUUUAAAAAAAUAAACAAAUAAAAACAGUAUAACGACUAAAUACUCUUAUAAAUGCUGCUUAAAAUGCGGCUUAUUUUUGUCUAAAUCUUGAAAUAAUUUGAAAGGAAGUCUUUUAGUGAACCAUGAAAACAUCAGCUGUUUUCAAUAAGGUCUUGAUCAAAAGUUUUCUUCAACCCAGCGUUAUUAUCUUGAGCUCGUGUUAAAGACAAACACUGACAGAGGAAAAACAACCCAAAUCAAUCUGAAAUGAUUCGUGGUUUGGCUUAUUGUUUGUCAAAUCGAAUCCGAGUCAUGUUCAUGCUGUCUUUCACAGCUAAGCUUGUUGCUCCACAUGGCUGUUUUCCCUCUCAGAGCUCACAGAAAUGAUAUAAUGAGUUCUGUUUUUGCCCAUUAACACGUGACGUACAUCCCAGACAUGCCACUGGUUAAUCCCCUACACACGCCAGCUGACUGAUAGACAUAACAUCCCAUAUGUUCAAAUGAUUAGUGGCAGCUUGCUGCAGCAGUGACUCCUGUCUUUAUUUGGUCAUCCCGCUGCUCAGAAAAAGGUUGAUCCUUUUGUAACGUAGGAAAAGAGAGCCCGCACCAGACGCAGAGGCCACUGAUGAGACUCUUCUUUUGUUCUGAAGCCGACCAUCGGUGCACUGUGUCGUAUGCUGUCCUCAUGGGGCGAGAUGUGCCACAGAGCAUGAGUCUGCACAUCCUGAAAUAGGCCACGUUUGUCAGCCAUGUGUCAGUAUGAACUCAGUUACCUUUGAUAUGCAGAUGUGUCUCUAGUAACCAGCUGUCAUGCAACAACAGCAUGACAUUGUUUUUGGUUCAUAUGAGCCCUUUAUUGAAGCUGCUCUAAGUAAGCUAAAUAUUAGCCAUGGCUGAAAAUGGAAACACUAAUGCUUUCUUGAACUCAUUCUGUCAUUCUUAGAAAACCUCCUAACGUGAUAUCGAAUAACUCGUUAUAAAUACCAUGCUUGGUAUUUUUGUAACUCAAUCAUUGUGUUUUCCAUGUUUUCUUCUUUUACAUCUUUAUACCAGUUUAUGUUCUGAUCUGUUAGCAUCACUUCAUAGCGCCCCUCUAGAAACCCGCCCAGUGAAAUAUCGUUUAAUGAUAAUAAAUAAGUCUGAGGCUAGCAAAGUUUCAUGUAAGUUAAAGCUAACAUUUUGUCAUCAGCCAGUGUUUUUCCACCCAAAAUAUGUUUUUUAAAUCGUUCUGAUACCCACUUCUCAAAUAAUUUGCCAUAAGAAGAUCCUGUUCGGUGUUAUUUCUGAAAGGAUUGUUGGUGCUGUAAGGAAAAGAUGCUGUUGCAGUUUUAGGAGGAGGUGAUAUCACUCAUAAAACGGUUGUAAUUCAACUAGUCUUUCAGUUGUUUGCACUUUCUUUCCGCACAGCAAGGAGGUUCCUGGUUCAAAUCCCAGCUGGGGCCUUUCCACGGGGAGUUUGCACAUACUCUCUUGUGCUUGCAUUGGUUCCCUUCUCCCACACUCCAAAGACCUGCUGGUUAGGGUUAAUUGCUGUCUCUAAAUUGCUUGUAAGUGUGAACAUGAGAAUGUUUUGUUGUUUAUCUCCAUGUCACUCUGCCUCCUGCCUAAUGACAGCUGGGACUUGUUCUAUCCCCCUUGGAGCCUGAACAGGAUCAGAGGUAUAGAGGGAUGGAUAUUCUGAGUUGCACUGUCCUUGGUGUAGAGCUGUCUCUGCACCCAUACAUACCAUCUCACUAUUAUUGGAGCCAGACAGACUCACAUUUAUGCGAUUAUAGGGAUGUUUCAUGAAGUAAAUGACUAAUUUACAUGUCAUCGUCCAUCUCUUAUGAUCCGAACACUCCUGUACUGAUGAGGAAACUUGGUUUUGGAUGCAGGUAGAGUCGAGCUUUCAUUGGUUUUCUCCUCUGACAUGAUUUCCUCACAUUCUGCACCAAAGACUGGUUGGCUUGCUGUUUACUGAGUUGUUUUCUUCCUUCGCUGCUUCAUCUUCUCUCUGUUUUAUGGCUGCGGCCAAUCAGCUCCAAGAAUUUCUACCAACCUCCGACUGUUAACCACUUACUUAUGCUGAAUAACCAUGUGUGCUUGUUUACUUCAUACUCUAGCCACUAUGUUUCUAUUAACCCACCACCACAAAUAAAUUCCCAUCCUGUGGGAAACACUGAUCUAUUUCAUGUAUUCUCAUGACCUGCGACAUCAGUCUGAUUCCUGUCAGUACAAAUCUAAUGUCUAACUGUAAUUGUAAAAUGUAUUUAGCGCUUGAUGUUGCCAUGAUGGUUCAGUUGUUGUACUCUGGGAGCCACUGUGUGUAAACCAACAUUGGUCUGUGCCCUUAUAUGAUGAAUAGAUGUGUAAUCUUUUGACAGUAGGAAAGAUGAAUGUGAUUAUUUUUGUCUAUAAUCUGCUUUAUCCUUUGUAGACAGUUGGCACACAUAUUCAAAAACACUUUCAGGUCACACAGUGAAUAUUCUGACUGCUAAAAAAAACUAAUUUUAUAAAUGUUAGAGCUGCAUUACAGAUAAAAACACUCAGGCUUGUUUUUGCCAAAGGGUUUCCCUCUGAUCAGGUUAUGGAGUUUAACAAAGAGGAGGGGGGCAGAUGUUACAGUGUUUGAGGAGCCCAGGGAAGGCUUUCUCGUUAUGAUGUGAGAUAUACAGUACAGUGCAGUUGAUCUGUAGCGCGUCAUGCCUCGUUGUUGCACAGGCUUUAGAGGGUCUUUUUUUUAUUGGUGGUUGUUAGAGCCUGGCAUGUAACAAUGACCUGCAAUGUAAUAAAAUAAAGAAAACCUGAAAUGUAAUAAUAGCUCAAGAAUGUAACAAGAAGCUGAGCCCAAAAUGUGAUAAGAUUUUGCCCAAAAUGUAGAUACUUGUUACAUGUUGGGUCAGUUAUUACAUUUCGGGUUAUUGUUACAUAUCGGGCUCUGACAUUGCUUUUAAAUAGACACAAGUUAUGUGUCUAGAAGAUCAGUGCAGAUCAGAGUUGUUGUCCUUGUUUUUGUAAUGACAUUACACAACACUGAUAUCGAAACAGUUGAGACAACGCUGUGUGAAAUGUUGAUAAAAACUUUUGAUGCAUUUCAGAUUAUAACUGAAAAACAGAAAUUCCAGCAUAUUCUUCAGUCCUGAGCCCAUUUAAGAUGAACUGAGUCAAAGUUUAAAAAAACUACCAUGUGGUCUGAUCAUAGACUGUAUAUAGAAUGGACAGCACCUGCCUCCUUGCUGGGUGAAGCCACCCAGAGAACAGCACCCUCUGGUGACUGGCUGCAGUAUAGGUCAUAAAUCCCGCCUCCUCCAGCAAUCCCUAUGGAGUUGUGGACAAACUUUAGAAAUUUAUUACACAGAACAUAAUUUUUUCUCCCCCCUGCUUGCGAUGUUGACAUGUAGUUACAGUAAGACUGGUUUGUGCUCAAGUCCUCUUUUUUCUGUACAGCUCCAUUUUUAAAAGUUAUUAGGGGGUUCAUGUUUUCUAUGAUUGACACUUGAUACAGCCUAUGGGCGUACAUGAAAUGCGUCGCUCACCCCGCUGUUUCAGGGAAGACCUUGCAUGAUACAGAAAAGCAUCGGCAUAUUAUACAACAGCAUGGCUCUGUAGUAGAAGGGUCCAGGUGCUGUCCAGGUGUUGUUGCAAUAGUUCAGGAGACCAUGAACUAUUAAGCAGCUAAAAUCCUACAUCAUGAAAAAACUCCAGAAUUAGGUCCUCUGGGUCUCUUCAAACUUCCACUUUUACAAAAGGAAGUGAUGUAACCAUAGACUGUAUAUAGAAUAUAGUAUAGUAUAGUAUAUACAGUAUAUGGAUGUAACACAGUGUCAUAGCUGCUUUAAUAGAUGGCUGCCAUCAAAUUAAAAAUGAGCAUAUAGUAAUGUUUUUCAGUUUUGUGUUCUGAAAUAUUGUCUAAUGAAGUCUAAUGAACUUUAGUAUUGUAUGCCAAGACAGAGCAAUAAGACAAGAUAAGACAGUAAUCAUUUAUAAGUCUCACAACAGAGAGAACUGCACGGUCACAGCAGUGCUGGCACUCUACUGAAAUAAUAAGUUAUCCCAGCCUUACUUCAGAAAUGUCUAAAAGUGCUAUCGUUAAUUUCUCAAGCUCACAUAUGAAUACAAAAGGACCCCAUGAACACACACUCAAACACACACACACGCUCAGACACACACGCACAUGCUGUCUCUAUUGGGGCUACAUUCAGACACAUUGUUCUCAUUAGGUUUCUGGCAGAAUGGGUUCAAAGGGAGAGAGAGAGAAAGAAAGAAAGACAGAAAGAAAGAAUGACAGAAAAGAAGGAAGAGUAAAACAGGAGGAAGUUUAGGAAGGGAAAGACUGAGGUAGGGAGGAAGGACUUUACGAGAGGUGUGGGAACAAAGGAGAGGAGGAUGAACAAGAGGCAAAGAGAGGGGGACAAGAGGGAGGAUGAAAAUGGACACUGGUGUGCAGGAAGAUAGAGGGAGGAGGAGGGUGAAAGAGGAAUGAGAAAAGAGAAUUAAGAGAGUAACAGACUAAACCACAGGGGAAUUUCUGGCCAGUUUUGGGGGGAAAAUGGAGAGGCUGGGGUCUGAGUGCAUGACUUGUAACUCUGUUAGCUAUUAUUUGGUUAUUUGGGCCAUACCAAAAGAUUAUUACUUCUGUGUACAUUAUGAGAAAGAGGAGAGGAAGACAGUUUGAAGGCGGUUUAUAGCUCCUCACCGCUAACAGCUAACACCACAAUCAAAUAUGUGUCGAGUCAGACUCUUAUUCUCUUCAUUUGCUCUCCUCCACUUUUUCACGUUUUCCUCUUGACUAGCCUCUUCCUCGUUUUCCUCUUCCCCUCUGUUUGUGCAGGCGGUGAGGUGUGAAGGAGGCAGAUGAGCUGGCCUCGUGGGAUUUUUGGUCCAGCGGGGGGAUCUUCCUUACAUACUUUGAUGUAGAUAAAAACAUACACAGAGGCAGAAAUGUGUGGAGCUCUCACACUGGGAUGAGCAGGCAAUCCUCUGUGUACAGGCCUAAUUAGCAAAAGUGGAGCUGAGUGACAGGCCUGACCAAACUAAUGAGCUCUUUCAACAGCUCCUAAGGAGAGAGGGUUAGACUGACAAACAGAAUGCAUUAAAAAAUCUCCUUACCCGAGAGUAACAGGCUGUGAAGAGGAAGAGUUAUUAGUCCUGGCAGGAUAAACUGGGGAAAUUUGUAACAUGAGGAAAAGUCCAAACGCCGCUGUAAACAUAUGAAGAUCUGCCGGCAUUUCAAAUGUCUUACAGCUGCUGAAAAGAGGAGAGCCACACUGCUGAGGAAGAAAUCAAAUCUCUUCCAACUUGGGUUGAUUCAACAUGUUCAUUAAGAUUAAGAGAGCAUUUGUGUUUGUUGAUGACAGCCUUUUAUCUGCAGAUGGCAUGCAUGUGAGCAUUACAAGAGCAAACAGACACAGGCAGAGGAUCAGCACAGAGCUCUUUCAACAACAAAAAAGAGACAGUUUUAACUGCCUUGUAACUACAGACACAAUAUCACUGACUUUUCCAAUAACUCUGACAAGAAACUCACCCUCUUCUCUUAAAGUACAGCCUACGCUUGUUUAUCUUGGAGUGUACUGUAAUCACUGUUGGGAUCCUUUUGCUUUUACUGCUCCAUCUUCAGGCUGUAGUUUUUAUUUGCCAUUUAUGACCAAAUACCAGCAAAGCUUCUGAGAUUUCCAUUAGCUCCAGGCUCUGAUCUAACUCAUCUGUUUUUAUUGUGAGUGUUGAUUUAAACUGUAAAGUGCAAACAGUCUUUUUUUUUCCCCGGAUGCUGUUUUUAGCACCGUAGCAGUGCAUGUACUGAGAAGGACAUUGGCCACAUGAGACUCAAAAGUUAUAGUAACACAAUAAAUGUUAUUCUUUUUACAAGUUAUCAUGUUAGCACUGUCUUUGUGGACGUCAACUUCAGCAAGCAUGAAGCUGACAUGUCCUCAAGGGUUGGUACACAGUCACUAAAGCUGCAAGUAAGGCUCUUAAUUGUAGAUCUUGUUUGGGAAUCAUUACAUAGAUAGAUAAUGCGUUCAAACCAAGAUUUGGUCCUUGACUCAUCUAAGUUACAUUUCGGUACAGUAUCAAAGCUGGAGUGUACUGUCGGCGCCACAUUUAUCAACAAACUCCUACUUUGUAAUGUAUUAUCUUCCAAUUGUGAGUAGUCCAAGUGGUAUCUAUCCAAAACACUUACAGGAUGACACACAAAUCUCUUUACUGCAGCUUGUUUUCAACAGUAACAGUGGUGUCACAGUGCUGUAAGAGACAGCACAAUGAAUUAAAAUGACUGUGUGUAUGCAGCAUCGCAGCUGUUAAAAGCUGCUUCAUUCAGUGAGGCUGGGUUUGAUUUCCUUUGCUUUGUGGAAGACUUCAACUGCUGCCAGCUCUUUUAUUUGUUCAUAACAACAAACAGAAGAAAGUAAAUAGUUCAGUUAUAAGAUGGCAAAUACUUCCAACUAGAUAAACAGCAGAACAGAAUGUGACAACAGUGGAAAAAAAGCAAGAUUAAAGAAGUUUUCGGUCACAGUAUUAAAGUUCCUGAAGAUAUCUUUGAAAUUCGGGUGUUCAGGGAUUUUAAUAUGGACAACUUCUUGUUCGCUUGGUUAUCUUCUUAGUAGCAAAACACAUAACUCAUGGUUUGAUCUCUUCUUUGUAAUGUCUCAUAUAUAGUUGUAUGCCAUCAACCAAUCAGAUUAAGGUAAAGCAGUCCUCUUGUCCCAACCCUAAAGGGUACCAGUUUCAGACAUUUUAUUGACUCAGAAACCCAAACUAGAGGUGUAAGAUGUUUGUAGAAUAGACAACAGAUUAUUCAGCAUCAUUUUUUUUUUUCCUUUUUUCACAACUAUUUGUCUGCUAGAAAUUAUUUCAACAAACACUGAUAACUAACGUCAUCUAGAGGUCUCACCAUUAACUCACAGAGCCGUCAGUUUCGGGAAAUCUAUUAUUUUAGACAUAAAACCCUAGUAUGUACUGUAUAUGCAAAUCAGCCAAAUCUUACUGUUCACUCAAAGUGAAAGUUAACUUCUGAUAAACUAGUGUGUGCACUUUCCCCUUUCCAGGGAACAAGCAGCAUUGUGAAACACCCCGCCAGUGCAAGCAAAUGCAAUUAUUCUAUAUCCUCGUUUCCCCUCUUGUGGAUUGAAAGGCUUGUUCUUGCAGGAAACUGACACAUACACGUACAGCUGUAGGUUCACUGGUUUACUUAUAAGCCAGUCUGGCAGUUUGAUGAACAGCAGUAAUUUUUUCGUCUUGUACGCAAACGUCAACAUUUCCAGACAUGCUUUCCAAUCUGAAAUGUGAAGUGUCAAGAAUGAACAUGUUUAUUUUCUUUCAAAUCUGAUUUCUUUUUCUUCUUGUUUUAAGUCUUACUCAUCUUUGAUGUAUUUGCAUGUCUCAGGCUAUACAUGUACGUGUCAGGAUUUCUGUCAUGGGAUCCCUCAGGGCUUUGUUGAAGGUCCUUUUCUUUUUCUGCUGGUUAUUUUUGCAACCUUUUCCCCUGUAAAUAUGAAUUCAAUUUGAAGGGCUGGUUUCAAAAUUCAUAAAUACACAUGCUAGGUAAAAAUAAAAAAACUAACCAGCAUGUUUUAAGUCUUGAGCAGCCCCUGCUUCGGGGCUUAAUUGUGAAGAUAUAAUCAUUUUCAUGUUGUAGCUUUGGUCCUCAUAAACAUGACUGUGACAGAUAAAGUUGCUGUCAAAGAGAAGCAUGAAAAUCUAAAUCAAACAGCAAGAAAAGAAAAUGCUAUCUGAUAUUUCUAGGACAUUUACUGAAUUUGACAAAAAUGAAAGUGAAUAAGAAUCUCACACCUAACCUUCAAUCCCUUUUUCAGCUUUGACACCCAGGUUCAGACAUGCCUGAGUGUCUUCCUGACAUCUCCAGUUGGAUUUAUGCCUACUCAGGCUCAACGCAAGUUGGGCGUUGUUUCCCUGAAAUAAUUCCCCCCUUUAAAAAAGUCAACCCUGAGAGAACCGCAGUGACUGGUCUACCAGAAAUAUCGUCUUGUUACCAGAAGCUGCUCUGUCCUCCAAGGCAAACUGUUCCCCAGAACAUCUUCAAUUCUGAAACUUCCUCAGAAAACUGAACUUAGAAUCUUUGAUAUUUGCAGUAAAGCACAUUUCAUUUCCUAUUGUCUUAUAAACUGCAUUACUCAUAUUUCUAUUUUCCAAAAAGAGCAACUGUGAUGCCACUGGAUUUCUGACAAAAUAUUUCCAAUUUGGAAAUCUAUUCAUGUCAUUUAUCGCUGAACCUUUCAGUUAUUGACAUGAGAUACCAGCGCUGACAUGUGACACGUGACAUUGUUGAUUGUCUCGUCUUUCCCGUCACAUGCUUUGAUGUCAUAUGUUCUUUGUGAAGAAAUAGUGACAGAAAUACUGAUUGUUUUUUUCCCAAUGUGAUGUCUACAAGCAUGGAAAAAUCUAUUGUGAAGUAUUUGGCCAUGUAUUGUGUAGGAAAGUUAUGUUGCAAGUUGAUUAAUUGUGUGUAUUAUGUUGUGAUAUUGUGAUAAGCAAAGGAAAAUAUUACAGUUUCUUUUACUGGAGUUGAUUAAAAUGCAGAUUACUGCAGCACAGUGAUGCUCAAUAAACUGAUCUUCAAGUAUUUGAAGACAUAAACAGAAAGCCCACUCAGUCUCCAGAGGAAAAAUAUCUUUACUGAACAUCUUUCUACCAAAUCUGAUUAUUAGGCUGGAAUAAGCGGAAGAGACAUCCCCUCCCACAUGACCCAAACACAAACAAGGGUACUCAGGAAUGCUCUCACACUUACUUACUCACUUACUCAAAAGUACUUACGUUUGCAGAACUGAUUCCAGACCUUGUUGGUAUGGGCGUUGUGGUUAGGAGGGCCGGUGAAAUGAGGCUCCAAUUCUUGGCUCGUUGCCUCAGCAUUACUCUGAGUCAUACAUAGAGUAGUGUACACACAAUAAUGCACAGAUUCUUGCACUCUGCAGCUCUCUAAGCCAUCUUAGUAUUCUUUGUUGAGCUCAUUUUAGAGUCGUGCACAAGCACACUGCUGCACGUACAGAUCCUCUCAAACCCAAUAUCUCAGUCUGUGUUCAACAAUGACCUCACCUCCUAAGAGUCCAGUCUCAGGUUUCAUACAGAGCAGAAUGACCCAGUGGGCCAACACAAACACUUAGACACACACACACACGAACUCAGACACUUAUAUUCACACUGACUGUGCACUCAAACAGACAAAGGAAGCUUGCAUUGAAGAUAAAAACCAAGGAGAUAAAAUGAUCAAGGGAGGAGGAUUAAAGUAAGAGUGCAAGUGAGGAAAUGUUCAAGGAGGUGUAGAAGUCCACAGGGACAAAUUUGUACUUUGUAUCCACCCCAUCAGAGUUAAAACCAGCAUCUUACAAACUUAUAGCUGACCCACAGAGCGCGCAGCUGUACAGCGACAUCAACUCUUGUUUUUCUAAGAUAAUUUCACACAAGGGACCUCUUUGUCCUUUAAAGACUGAAGAUAGCAGGAGCUGUUUACAUUCCAAGUAUUUGGCUCCGACUGUGAUCGACGAUUAUUUCCAUUAGAACUCCUCACCAUAUGAAUACUUAUGGAUGAUAAACACAGGUCAAAAUCUAUUUUCCAUCCCACAUGAAAUUGCAGGCAGAUUGUUGAGAGGAUGAAACCACAGCUUUCUCCCACCAUGUUUAAAAAGUCUUACCCUAACUGGCCCCAAAAGUGCGGAUUAAAUGCGAACUUCUCUCAGAAACGGCCCAAAGUGUUUCCUUAUGGCUCGGUUCAUAACUGGCCGCACAUUAUAUUCUGAGUGACUGGCUGUUAUUGAGUUGAAACCCACAGAUGGUCAAGCUAUCAACACAGUACUUUCUCUAGAUCUGUGGAUAUUCAUCAGUGGUCUGUUUGUGUGUACACUGCUUACUUUACCCUUACACAGGAUAGUAAAUCUGUAUCUGUGGAUCUCUGUUUUUUUGUAGUGUUUUGUACAUGAUUGGGUGAAUUAGAAAGAGAAUUAUUGAUCAAUAGAAACAAUGCUAGAAAGAUCAUCUGCCUUUGUUGUUUAUUUAUGUAGAGACAAAUCUGUAGAUUGGUUCCUGUGAAACACAACUACUGUAUUUGAUGGAAAUCAGCUGAUAUAUCCACUUUUUUGCUUCUCCACAGUGAAGUACAUCCGUGAGGUUUCUCCGCUCUUUAAAAAGCCAUCCCUGGUGGCUGAUCUACCUUGGGAUGGAGCCCGCCCACAGUCACCCAGUUACAGCGGCAGUGAGGACUCGGGGUCACCCAAACACAGCAGCUCCUCCUCCAAAGACAGAAAGGUCAUAAGUCUGAAGAUGUGUUUCAUCAGCAGGAACCUCACCAUGCCAGAUCUGGAGAACAGGUACAAUCCCAGACUCCUAAGUGUGUGUGUGUGUGUGUGUGUGUGUGUGUGUGUGUGUGUGUGUGUGUGUGUGUGUGUGUGUGUGGGUUACAGAAAAAUUAAUUAGCACGCAGGAUUUCAGGUGUGGUUGGGUGUGUGCGCAAUUUUUUCCCACAUUUUGUUCAUGACAUUGGAAUGUUUGAUUUGUGGAGGGUGAAGGUUGCGGUGAAAGGCUUUUUGGGUUUGUGGUUAUUAAAUAAAUGUGGUGUAGUUAAGUUAGUAGUCAACUGCUGAAAACUCGUCAUCACCAGGAAUCAUCAGUGUUUAAAUGUUCACUCUGUCAUCAAAAGUAAGCCAGAAAAGAAAUGACACUGCUGUAGUUGUCUGAACAUGUAUGGUUGCAGUUCAAACUGGGAAUAGUAGAGACUAAUGCAGGCUGACCUCUCACAGCCAGAAACUUAGUAAAAUAAUGUUGGGUAAAAUCCACUGGCUGUGGCCUAGCGGUCUUAGCAUACCUUAUAUACAGUAACCUGGCUCCUCUCCUGAAUGUCAAACCCCACCCUGGGGGUGUCCUGUCUUUUCUAAAUGAAGGCCCGAGCAAAAGCCUGUUGAUUCUGGUCACAGUGUUUGGUGAAUUUGAUACUGGUCACUUGUAAUAAAACAUUGAGUAGAGUGAUGUCCAAUGUAGAUUAUUGAUUAUGCAAUAUAGAUUAUUGCACUGAUUAUUGGUAGUUCAUGAGACCUAUAGCUGAUAUUUGGAACUGAUCUGCAUUUACGAUUAAAAUUACAAUUUUUCUGUCCAAAUGAAAUAUUUUAAACUCAAACAUAAAACUUUGUUAAACUGCCGAGCCGGUGCUGAACUUGAGCCGGUGCUGAAUACUGGUCGCAAUGAUUGACGUGAAGUCAGACUCUUCCUAUUCCAAUGGCUUCAAGACCGAAGCAGUGGCAUGUGUGUAGACUGUCUUGUGAGUGUCUUUUUCCUACCAUAGAAGACAUAAAGUAAAGCUCACAUCAUGUGUAAUGGUGGUAUUGUGUGUAUUCAGUGCUUUGAGAUCAGUGUUUAGCUUAAAAACUCAUCAGCUCUAUUGAUCAUGCUUUUUGGUUCCUGACAGCUGAGUUUGGUACAGUCAGGAGUCUUAAUUUGUCAAGGACAUGGAUGAUGAGACAAGCAAAUUAAAAACAAUAGACCAUUAAUAUUUCCAGCACUUUAUUAUUAGUUAUGGAAGCACAAAAUUAAAGCAGUCUAAAAAAAUCAACCUCGGGCUGUGUGUCCGGCUACUGAUGAAUUUUUAAUUUCUUCCUUUAAUUGUAAGUUUUUUUGAUUGUGAAAUUUCAUUAGAAGCUUAAAAAAUGUUGUGAUGCCAAAACAGUAAUAAAUAAACCUUGUCCUCUUCAGACUGCUGGAGCUUCAUUCCCCGGACGGCCAGCACACGGUGGUGCUGCGCUGUAAAGACGGCCCCUCUGCCAACUCCUGGUUCACCGCCAUCCACACCAACAUCGCCGCCCUGCUGCCACAGACCCUGGCUCACAUCAACGCCUACCUUGGGGCCUCUUCUUCAGCGUCCACACACCCUCAUCUGAAACACAUUGGCUGGUUGGCUGAACAGGUAUUUUCAGCGCUGAUUGAUUUAACAACUGCGUGCUAUCUUAUACAGGUGAUAAUCCCUCUCAGUUGCUCAGGGCUUACUGCUAAUCUUUAAAAAUUAGAUUCUACGCAUCAACACUGAACAGGAUAAAGACAAGAAUAACACAAAUGGAGAGUCUUGAAACACUCAAGCAUAUGAAUAAUAAUAAUAAUACAACAAAUGACUAUAAAAAUAGAUUAUUGACCUUGGUAGAUCCAAGCAUAUCUGUAUACAUUUAAUCCCCAAGCAUCUCUGUUGUGUUAGUUUGACAGCCAGCAGAGGAUAUACACUGAUAAUGUUCAGCGUUGCCUUAAUGAUGCUAUCAGACUCCUAUAAGUGGUGGCUUAAGUGCAUUUUUGCUGGUCUAGCCUAACAUAGCAUUGCUCAGAUUCAAUUCAUUAGCUAAUUUACUUUCACAGAAUAAAAAACUUUAUUCCUAAAUCAAGUCAAAAGUAAAAACAUGCUCUGUUUAGUAUACUCACCCGUCUUAGUUUAAUGUCCACCCUAAAGCCAUCUCUAAUACCAACCAGAUGGAGACGUUGUGUAAAUAGUCGGCUGUUUACCAAAGCUAAUGAGCCAUCAGAAUAUUUAUUUGAAUUUUGAUCACUGUCAGAUAAAUUGACUGUAAGAAUUUGUAUAAAAAGUUGGUUUAUCUCUGAUUCGAUCAGAUGUAAAAACCUCAUUAUGUCAAAGACUAAAAAGCACCAAACAAGAACAGACCAUGAGGACUGAAGUCCGGGUGUUGUAUUACUGUUUUUGCUUGACUGGCUCUUUGGUUGCUAUGGCAGUGUAUCACUUUGCACAGUGAUGGAAGUUGGGAAUGUUAACAGCUAAAUAUCAUCAUCACCAUCUUCCUACGCUGGUACCAGAAUUGCUUGUCGGUCAAACAAAUAAGUGAUAUCUCCGUCUUUUUAGGCCUGAAAUGCAGGUCAGAUUUUGCGUCUAAGGUGUAGCACGGCCACCUGCCAUUAGUCAGGCUGUGGUAUCAGCUGAUGUCUGCUGCCAUGAUUCUGGAGCAAUCUACUAUCUGGAUGUAAACAAGCACAGAUGACAGAUUGUACCUUGUAGUGCGGAUUUUUAUCUGUAUAAUGAAGAUAAAGCUGUUAUGUAGGCUGUGCCUAGUGAGACUGAAAAAUAACCACUUGAUCAGUGGUCAGCAUUGUGUAACCUGCACACAGACUCAGUGAUCUUGUGCCAAGCCUUAUUAAAUAAAUCCAUUCUGAUAGUUUCAGAAGUGCCUUAAAUCAUCACGUCAUCACAAACCUGGGCUUUUCUCCAGCACAUCCAAAACUGUGGUUGGGCUUCAGUUAAUGGUUUCAUUUGGUAUCUGGUCAAAGGUCAGCAAAAUACCCAGAUUAGUUCAACAUCACAUGAUGUAUUUUUGUACUGGAUCCUUUUUCCCUCCAUUUUCUGUUUCGAUUGAAAAUGAAAAUGAAAGUGUUGAGUGUCUACUUUUUGUCUGUAUAAAAUGUGUUUCAUUGUAGAGGAAGUUAAUAGUUCAAAGACUUUUAAAAAACUUUUCUCCAAACACAGAGGUAGGUCGGUUAGUAGGUAGGUGUUACCAUUGGCAACAACAGAAUCAAACGUUCCCUUAUUGUGUGUAAUACUGUUUUGUGAAAUAUCAUAUAUAUUUCCAAGAUCAAUUUGUAUCUUUGUAUUGAUCGUUUAAAUGCUUGUUAAGAAAAAUACCACCUAUAGAUGUCAGAAUGAAAGAGUUUCCAGCUGCUGUCUGGCUCGUGGCUGCUGUGAUCUAAUGUCACUAUUAGAGGAAGCAUUUGUUAGAAACAACACUGCCGCUGUUGGAUAUGCAGCUCAACAGCUGGUGAGUCUUCUUCAGUGAAACAAUCCAGCCUGUUAUGUUGUCUUCUUUUGUAAUGCCAGGAAUCACUCAUACAUUCAGUUGUGUUUAUGAAAGCUGUUGCGGCAGUCUGGGGAUUCAAGGUUUCAUCUCUCUAGAGGUAUGGGAGUUCACUUUUUUUAUUUACAAAGCAACAAAGCAGAGAAAAAAAUGACCUCAUGACACUUCGCAUACACAGUCAGUCCUCUACACCAUACUCCCAGCAGUGUUAUUCACAGUCAUCCAACUCAAUCGACCAUGAGCAAGUCCUUGGCAACAAUACUAGGACAGUACUCUAUUGAUGGACGGCCAUCUUCAGUGACAAGCUGGCUGGAGGAAGUGGGACAGAGACGGAGAGAAAGAGCGAGAUGAUUAAAGACAGACUCACAGGAGAACAGACAGACAGACAGACAGCAACAAUAACAACUAUGAUAAUAAAGCAAUGCCAGUUAUAUUAAUAGCAGAAUAGGACUCAUGUGAGUAACUGCUCUAAUCAUCACAAUAGGAUAAUGAAUAAUUAUCAUAACAUUAGUGCAUUGACAUGUCAUUUUGUGAUAAUAAUAGUCUGAUUUCUGAGUUAAUACUCACUCUCUGUGAUAAGAGGCUGACUAUGAAAGUUGGGACCCACUCUAAUCAAAUAUGACUCCCAGACUCUUUGUAAUGGUGCUUGAGGCCAGGAUUAAGUCAUGUGAAAUAGCUUGUCAAGUCAAGUUUCAUUUGUUUCUACAGCAUGUAAAAGAUGGUGUAAGUUGACCGCAGUGGUUUACAGACAGAGGCGGAAAAAAAACUAAAAAACUAAAUAAAAUGAUUCUCAAACUACUGAUGUGAGGUAUGUAGUGGAUAAGAUGAGAUCUUCAAUCUUAUCUUAAUAAUGUACGUAAUAUAACAUCCAUAUUUCACUCACAAAAAACAGUCAAAAGGUGCCUUAAGAAUCCUCACACAUGCACUGAUUAUAAUCAAGCCUUAUGGGACAGACAGCUGCACAUGCUUACUGAGAACACAUGCAGAGUUCACGCCUUACAACAGGCUGUGGUGUUGAUGAUAGCGAGGCUGCAGUUCAAGAGGUGAAGAGCAGACAAUCAGUGUUGUUAGAUUUAAUUUCAAGUACUUCAUCCUCGCUCCUGUGAGGAUAGUUUUGCUACAAAUGUUUCUCAAAAGAUACCAAUCUGCAGACUAAGUCAGAAAACAGCCAGCAAAAAGACAUACUCAGCAAAUUUGGUAAAGUCAUAUUUACUUUGAAAGAUUCGAUUUAAAGUCAAUAAUGUUUUUGUUAAGUUCAUUUUUAUUCAUAUCAUUAAUAACAUCUAAAACACCAGUAACAAGAGCAAGCUAGAAUAAUACAAGACUUUUACAUACGCAUUUUUCAGGGAUGCAAACUAUUGUGAAAAUCCUGAAAUACGUUAAAAUAUCAUUUUUUUGUCAAUAUCGCACACCUGUAUAAGGAAACAUGCAUAAUUUUAGAUAGUGCACAUACAUUUAUAAACCCACAUUGAAAGCCUUUUAACAGUUGGAUGUCAAAGACAUGAUGCUUUCUUAGGUUAAAAUACUGUGUUGAGUUGACACAUUUGAUGCAUGAAUGAGGUCGGUUUCACACACAAGCAACUCAAGAGACGAGGACACCCCUGAGUUAUCGUUCAGCCUGAGGGACUGCUCAGACAACCUGAGUGAUGGUGCUGGGGUAAAAAGGAUUAAAAAGUCUGAUUAAUAAGAGGGAGCCAAUCCAUAAAGUGACAUAAAAACAAGUAAUUACAUCUUAAUGUGAAUUCUAAAUCAAAUAGAGUGAGUGGAGGAAGGUGAGUACAGAGCCGAUUUGGUGUGCCACUUCAAAAUAGUUUCUUCAGUGUUAAGAGCCAUGAACAAACACUUAGGUAAGUAGGAGGAAAUUGCAGGUUAUCUACUUCAUUUAUGUCUUUAACGCACAUGCUUCAGGUUUUAUUUACUUCCCUUUGUUUAAUUAACAGGUAUAACAUAAUCUGCACAACUAUAAAACCUAGCACUGUGUUUUCUGUUGCAUUUAGGGUGAGAAUAAAACCCGAUAAACUCAUUAAUUAACUUUGGUUUGCAUUGAGGGCUUAUCCUCAGGGUGUACAAACUGAGAUCAAUCUGAGAAUUGGGAUUUAAUUCAGGUUAAUUUUCCUCCCUAAUGCCAGUUAAAUUUUACUCUUGGUGUAAUAGGAUGUGAAACAUAUCCGGUCUGACAAAUCCAGAGAAAAAUAACCAGCUUCAAACUCCUCAGAUGGUUUUUACUCACCUUGGCUUUUAAAGAACCUACAGUAUGCACUACAUUAAAAUCCAAUUUCAGCAUCUUGAAAAACUUGGCCAGUAAUUAAUUUUUUAUUUGGCAGUGUUGGAAGGGGAUAAGGUGCAUUUUCAGGUUUGGUUAAUAUCAAGUUAAAACAGGAUGCUCUCUAAAGGAAAUGGUUUCAGUGGGGUUUGUAGCUUAGUCUGCCACAGUACCUGCUUCAUUACACCUGCGUCACUGCACAUACCCAGACCUCAAACAUACACACUGGUGUAUCAGCUCUGAUGUAUGAACUGCAGCCACGCACAGGAAGAGUGUGUUUCCUUAUGUGACUGGAACCUGGGCCAAAAACAAGAAAGUUACUGUGAAUGUGUUUGUUUUUUUUUUAUUUUUCACAGUGAUGAAGUGUUGAAUGUAUGGAGGUCUGGGUCUGUUUAUCUGGACCGGGUUCAAACAGGAAACACCAAGUGCAAUGCAAGUUUCUGUGUCAUUGCACUGUUUCCUGUAAAAGCCCACCUACUGGCGACAGUUUCACCCACACUGUCACACUUUCUGGUUUAAUGUCAUUGCUCUUAAGAGGACUCCACCAAAAUUCAGACAUGACUCCAGAGUCCUAUUUUUACAACAGUGUUAAAAAUUCAGGUCAGACUGUCAGGUUGAGUUAACAGCUGUAAAAAUAUACCCUCAUCCCUCCUUUGAAAUGUGACCUUACUUUAAAACCUAAGGUGAUGUGACUUAAACUGUUAUAUUGUCUUUGAAUGGGUGAUUUUCAUUUUAGGAUCAAUAAAUGGAGGUUAUACAUUGCUACUAAUAGAUAGUUUGACUUCAAAGUUCUGACAACAACUUUUUCUGUUUAGGUCCAGUUAGAAGGUGGACGGCAGCAGUACAAGCCUGUGGUCAUGGCUCUGACGGAGAAGGACAUCCUGCUGUUUGAAUCUGUACCAUGGAGCCGAGAGUCCUGGUCCAUGCCUCUACUAACACACCCGCUGCUCGCCACGAGGUAGAGACAACACUCAGCAGGGUGACUCACGCUGUCAGAGUGUUCAGAUCUCAGACCGGUCUGCCUCUUUCACACAGAUUUUUUUUACUGUCAUCAUAGUUGUGUAUUUUUGUGGGAGUUUACUAUUUCAAGUCCUCUGCUGAUCAUUGUGCCUACGACACAUUACUGACAAUAACAGAUACUGCUAUUCAUGGAAAGUACCAAAGGUUAACUGCUGCUCUUCACAUUUGAAAAUGGAAGUGAAGUGCAGUGCUAGGUCAUGGUGAAGUUGGUGGUGUCUGUUCAGAGAGGUUUUAUAGUCGUUAGUCACGUAUUUUUGGGAAACUUACGCUGGGAACCCCCAUCUGUGGAGAAAAAAAAGUACUGCAUGUGAGUACGAAAGCCCUGACAGGGAAGUGAGAAAACAAUAGAAAGAGACCAAUAGGCAUUUAGUCGUAUUUGAAAUGUGGGAAUUUUGUACUGUAGAGUAACUAUUAUAAGUCAAAGUUUCUUUUUUAUUUCCAUUUACUAUUCUCAUCUCGAUUUUUUUGUCAUCAUACAAAUAAAAAAAAUUAAUUAAGAUAAACAGCUUUCAAAACUGCCCUGGCAAAACUUUUAAUCUAUUUGGUUUAGAGACAUACUAUAAACAUCAAAUUAGACGUACAUACAUAAAGAUGUGGAUCAGCUUAUUUAUUAUUUUUUUAUUAUUGUCAUUAUAUUACUUUAUGUAGUAUAAGGGAUACAGUUCUCAAAACAAGCAGUCAACUGGUAUUAGCACUUCAGUUUCCAAUGGCAAUAAUAAGAGAGCAGAUCUGCUGAUUUAAGAUGCCAGUAUCACGUUGUUAUUAUUGUAUUAUAUAUUUGGUCAAAUACAGAAAUUGAUUCAAAAUAACAAAUGAGGCAUGUUAUUACUGAACUUGAAUAAAUGAGGUGUAGACAGAAAAACAUGUGGCUCAUGAAGAUAUUGCCACAGGGGGACUAUUAGAUUUCUGUCUGGCCAUCUGUAAUAAUAAAAAAUACAAAGUUUAGCGAGUAACUGUCAUAGGUUUGAAUGGGGGUCAUUAAGGAGAGAAAAAAAAUGUGUCUGUGUUAAUGUUGAUGUGAUGCAGAUUGUUUUUUACUGUCAUUAAUUGGCCAACUGAUGAAUCUGUCUUGUCAAAACCCACUAACGUGAUGGUGAUCAUAUUUACUUGACCAGUCAGCAUUAGACAGGGGCCCACUUCAGGGAAAGCACUCCUCCACAUCUUUGUAAAGUGACUGAUAAGGUGUUGAGCUACAGUCUUGUCAGUGCAGACUAUUUGUGUAAGAUGAAAAAUGUAAAUGAGUCCGUCCUUUUGUCUCUCUUUCUCUAGACUGGUUCAUUCUGGGAACGCUCGGGGUUCUCCGGCCCAAGGUGCAGAGCUGGUGUUUGCUACUCGGACGGGCACAGGGCGAGGCAUUGAGUCCCAUGUCUUCCGGGUGGAAACUCACUGGGAUCUGUCUUCUUGGACACGAGCACUUGUGCAGGGGGCACACGCUGCUGCUGAGCUUAUUAAAGAGGUCUCCAUCGGUGAGUAAUCAGGGGGAGGCAGUCAGUUAAUGUUAGUAGAAUGCAGAAUAGCUCAGGUAAAUCCACCAUACACGAUCUGCUCAGCACCAAACAACAUGUAAACAAACCAUCCAGUACACAAAGAGUGGAGAACUGCGGGGCUAAGAGAACUGUUCACAAAAAGUCAACACUACUGUCAUUUAAUAUCCACUGAAUACAUUUAAGUGGACCAGUUUGGCAGCCACCAAAACUGGUCAUAGUAAGUUAUAUUAUGCCCACUUUCACUAUUGAUCACAUGAAGUUCAGGCAAUCAGUCAACCAGCAAAAUCAGAAUGAAAAAACGCAGUGGAUCCUUUCAAACCAGCAUUUUUCUCUUUAAGCAAGUUUAUGGACGAUCACAAAAGCAAGAAAAUAGAAAGAUUGGGGAAGUAAACUGUCUUUUUGUUUAUUUUUACUGAGAACUGUACCAGAAAAUAGUCAAAUUUAUGCUCUGAUGGAAAAAAAAAAGUACAAAUAAAUAGUAUGUAUCCAUCUUAAUGGACCUGUGGUGGCUGAUUCAACUCCUGACUACGCGGCAUGUCUUGCUUCCCCUACUCUCCACUCCCCACAUUUCCUGUCUCUCCUGUCUAAUCUAUAAAAGCAACUCCCCCUCAUUCAUUAUUUGAGCCAAGUGUUGCUCAAAUGAUGAAUCUGUGCUUUUUUAACCCUUUUAACACCCUAUGUUUAGUUUCUACCAGUCACAUCAAUAUGCUGCAGUCUGGCAGAAAGAGUAAACAGGCCCCUAACCAGACGAUACUUCUAGAUAUUUGCCUGCAAUCCAACCCCACAUAACACCUGUACAUGACUUUUUUUGGAUCAACGCAUAUAAAACUAAGUGAUUUAUAAAAGCGUUUGAACUCUAAUUCACAUAAAAAGUUUGUGGGGUUUUUCUGGAACCUUUUCUUAGCAACUGGCUCGCAACACUGGCAGUGUGCAGCUCAGAGAGAGCUGUUCUGAGUAGGAAAGCAGGAGUUGGAGCCAGUAGAGGGGAAUGUUUUCACUCUGUGCAGAACAAUAGUUGGCUGCCGCAACAGCGCUGGAAAGCUUCAGCCUUUUUUUUUUCCUUCUUCCCUGUCCUGCUGCUGCACAAACGCACAGUUGUGCAGGAACAUUCAGGCCAGUGGUGUAAGAGUGAGACACAUGGAAAUGCUUUUGGAUCAAGUUACCUCACUGUUGCAGAGGGCGACAUUUUACAGAACAGAUAGAGUUGUCUGCGGGCCGCUGCAGAGAUCAACAUCCCAUCAAGGCUAAUAAAGAAAUCAUAGUUUGAGUUCGUGAUUCUUAAAGGGAGAGAGCUCACCUGCACCACCAUCAUAAAGGGCUCUGAUGUUUUCAACCUGGGCUCUACUUUUAUACACUUUGGGGUCUAAUUGACUAACAGGUACAUAAUGGUUUGGAAUAACUCCAAUAGAUAGCUUUGGCUGGCUGCUGCAAGAAAAACAGGCUGUAAUGGAUGCAACAUAAUCCUUAGGCCAAAUGUGCCUGAUUAAAGCAUGUCCAUUAUACAGUAAGUGCUGGUUUUGCCACUGACAGACUCAGAUUGUUAUCCAAAGUGCUUCACAGCACUGCAGAUGGGACCUGUUUUUGUCAGAGCGUAAGAUGCUUUUUUAAAACUGCACACAGCAGUUGCAUCCCUCCCUUUGAGUCACCAGUCUCAACCGUCAAAAAAACAGUGAAUUUAUUUAGUACUCUCUCAAAACAUGUAAAAUGCAGCACAGAUUGAAAUAUUCAGACAAAAUCCUGCUUUAAUAAAAGAAGUUAAAAACAUCUCCAUUAGUCACUGAGAAGAGAGACUGCUGUCAUUUUCCAUGCUGUGACUUCUGGCUUAAUUCAGUGUUGUUGUUUUGUUUUGUGUCCGUGUGUGCAAGUGUAUUUAUUUAUAUGUAGGUCACACAUUACUCACCCACACCUGCUAUUCUUAACCUCUUUUUCUCUCAACCUCUUUCCCAGGUUGUACUCUGAACAGACAGGAUGUUCGCCUGACGCUGCACUAUGAGAAAGGCUUCACUGUGACAAGAGAGCCAGUAGAACCAACAGGGGGCGCUGUGUUGUACAGAUACCCCUAUGAGAAGCUUAAAAUGUCUGCCGAUGAUGGAAUACGCAACCUUUACCUUGACUUUGGAGGUCCGGAGGGGGAAAUGGUGAGACAAAAAUAGUUUAAGUGUUUUUUUAACAUCCAAUCAUAUGCAAUCCCCCAUUAUAUGUUCAUUUUGUUUUUCAGUGGGAGAAAUGUUGGGUAGUUAAGGAAUGGCAUUAUAGCUUCCUCAAUAAUUCCCAGAUUUGUCUUUUAGUCUGAAAGAAACUUUUUGGACUGAAAAUAAAGUUCUGUUAACUUCAUGAUUAUCUGCAAUGACCUGAUUAUGCAGAAAUACAGAAAACUCACUGUGAGGAAACUGGAACCAGGCAAUAUUUCAUGUUAAGGCAUGGUGUUAUUGUUUGGGUUGAACAGAUUGUUUUGGUUUUGGGUUUUAUAAGGUACUUGUUAAUAGUGAGUCAGCUGUACCUCAAAAUAAGACAUUUCUCAGAGUGUGUGCUCUAUUUUGGUACAUAUUCUGUGUUUUACUUUACAGAUCGAUAAACCGUUUUCCUGGGCACAAAAUAUUUAUGUAUUUACCUGCAGUGCACUGAUCGGGUGAUGAGCCAAUUUGAAUUUUGCCUUGUGCAUAAAUUUUAGUAUGUAUGGCAAACAGAGAUGUCUGUAGAGUUUGUUUUUUCAGCUCCGUCUUCCUUCUUCAGCAGCUAACACAGUGUACGUCCAUAAGGUAAACAUAUUGUGUUGAAGAUGGGUUUGUGCCAUUGUGCAACAAAAAACAAGCAAACAAACUGACAGCUGAAAACUUACUCUGAGGACAAACUUUCAUUCUGGUUGUCUUGUUUUCUGAUUUAAAUUCUGAAAAUAGACGAAAAUUGGUGAAACAGCAGCCUUCUGUUCUGCAGUUGGUAAGUGAUGCAGACAGCAGCAGUCGUAUGUGGGCCGCUUAUAUUCUCUGAUCCAGAAAGGUCAUGAAGUGCUGUCGAUACCAAGUUGAACUCUUGACGGUUCUUGUAGUUCAUGUGAGUGAGCUGAGUUCACAGUUCACACAUACACCACCAGGUAACCUGGGAUAUCUACUGGUCUCCAGUUAGCGGUAAAGUUUCAGUUUGGUUGUAGAGCAUGUCCGUCUCAUUGAUGACCCCAACAUCUGAUCAGUGCACUGCAUGUAGAAGAACACAAAAUUGUUGCUUCUGAGAAGAGUGCACUUACAUCAGCGUUAGCUUUGGGUUGGAGUUUCCUAAAAUGAGCUAAAUUACAUGGAAGCGUUGACCCCGUCUGCAGCAGUUGAUAGCAUAGAUCCCAGCCAGUUUCUAAAUAAAGGGCAGAGCUUACUGGUGUCUGCUUUGGGUGAUAAAAUUACUAUUUCAUUUUGACAAAUACCUCAUCCCCUCCUUCUUCAAAAAUAAAAAGUAGAAAUGAAUUAUUACAUUAAAUUUAAUGAAGAGGUUUUUCAAAUUAACUUUGAGUUACAGCCUAUGGAGGUUUGUUGUUUCCUUUUUUUUUUACUCUUUAUAGGGACUGAUGUACCCAAUAAAGUGGGGAAGUGGAUUACAGCACAACACCAAUGACCUUGUGUUUUAUUAAAGGAUAGAUAAACUACUUUUCUGAAUUGAACCAUUAAGACCACAUACAGUCAGAACAACUAAUUAUAGUUGAAUUUACUGGCUUUGAAAAUGAAAUCACUGUCUUCAGUUACCUCAAGCUGUGAACAAAUUUUAAAGGAAAUAUGCAUGUGAGGGUUUCAAAGUGAAUGUAUUCAUAGAUGUUAGAUAUCUCAGGGUGGAUUGUGACAAAAAUAUUCUGCCCUUUUUAACAUUCUCAUGACUAUCUUUUCCUGUUCCAUGUGCCAUUUCUCCUUUCCAUUUCCUCCCUCCCGCCUCCCUCUGCCCUCUAGGUAUUUGACCUCCAUUCGGGUCCAAAGCCGGUGGUGUUUGUCCUCCACUCCUUCCUGUCAGCCAAGCUCACUCGUAUGGGCCUGCUGACGUGAAACCACCAACUACAGCCGAUCAAUGGAGAGGACAGGCCAGGCAGAGCAAGGGAGGGUGGGAGACGCUCCCAAAAUAAUGAUACUAGUGGAUGAUUUUUGUAAUUAUUUCCAAUCCUUCCAUUCACAGCAGAAGUGUGCCUAUGGUGGUGCUGCUGGUAAGAUUUAACCUACAAGAUGUAUUGUCUCGAAAAUGUGCCUUCUUAUCCAAUUCUUUCUCAGCCUCUUGCAGUCAUUAGUGCUGCGGGGUCAGGUGAAAGAAAGUGACGCUUUGCUUGAAGUCACAUAGUGUUAUGAGACAGUUACAAAAUACAAAACUGUUUUUAACAAUCUCCCAUGUGACAAUGUGUUAAAUCAUGAGGGUAAAAGAAAGUUGAGCAAAGAUGCUGGAAAGGUUUAUCAGCUGCACACUUCAUGCAAAGUGUUACUGACAUGUCUAAAGGAAAGUGAGGAUUAUGUCGACCAAUGAAACACAGCAAAGCACAGUUUGGUGAAUACUCCCUGUUUUUACUCGAUGCCUAUCAUUCCGUGACAGCCUUCCAGUGUACUUCUAAUGUAUGUGUCAGUUCACAGUGUGAGAGGAAGGAGCUGUUUUAGAGUCAGGGCACAGGUCAUUGAGCAGAAACUGUGUGAAUGGAGAGAGGUCCAAGUGUGUGUAUGUGUGUGUCUUUAUACUACAUGCUACUGUUGGCUUGAUAGAGUGCCUGCUGUCUGACAGACUCACCUUUUAGCACAUCAUCCCAAACCACUGUUGUAAUCAGGAUCGCCAACUGUGCCUUUUUCCAUGUAGUCCAAGUCCCUCUUUGUAAUGUUUCCUUUUUUUUAUUUUCACACAAUAAGAGAAUUUCAAGCUUUCGAUAUACGCGAGCAAUAGUAUUACUCUUAUGGUGUAAACAUGUAACUCUGUUUUUAUGUUUGUUUUUUUUACAUGUGUAUAUUAUCUGUGUUAGCAUGACUUCCUUACAUUGACCUCUAUAUCUGAUGAUGAUAUAUGACUUGAGUGUGUGUUACUUCCCCUCAUUGAUCCACACCUUUUGUCACUAUUAUCACAUUCCACUUUGCAUGAGAUUUCUCGUCUCUUGUUACUGUUCAUGCAGACGGCAGUAGUUCUCUGGCUACAGACUGUUCGACAGACUUAUUUACGGUGACUGAAUUACAAGGUACCAAUGCGUGUUCAAAGUUCGACUGAAACCAUCAUGUAACUUUCAUACAAUCCGUGAAAUUUACAGUACACUCUUUAUUUUUCGAUUCAUCUCAUAUAUUUUCUAUGUACUACCCUUGGAUGGAUUAUGAUAGUUUCACAGAUAAUCUUUCCUCAAGGUCCAUUUCCUUUCUUUCCAUUGAAGCUUUCAGGCUCACAGUCUUUGUCCGGAUCACUUCAUGUGAGCUGAAUGGUCUCCAUGACAACUAAACUGGAAACUUAAAGGCACAGUAUACACUAGUUGAUGACAUUUAGCAGAGCCGACUUAGUAGAAAUGGAGUAUUAUAUUCACAAGUAUGUUUAAAUUAGUGUUUAAUCACCCAAAUAUGAAAUUGUUGUGUUUUGAUCCAGAAUCAGACCACGAGAUAUCACUUAAAAUUCUCUAAUUCUACACUCUGUAUUUUAAACCUUUCAGAGGCCACUCCUGCUCCAAACAAGAAGAAUUCACCUAUCAGUAGAAAAGACAAAAACCAGUCAUAAGAGAACUGUUUUCUUAUGAGAAAUAAAAUGACUAAAUCAAACUAUCAGAGAGGGUGACUUGAAUUUGAAAUUAAUAAAUAAAUUUGUGAUUAAUGUUUUACCAGAGUUAUUUAUCAGAUAUUUAAGUUUACUGAUGGGCUGUGCAGCUAUAAGUGCUUUUGGCUUAUUGCAAGACAGUUCCUGUGAUGGUCUGAGGAGCUGUCCAGGGUGAACAGCCUCUUGCCCAACAACAACAUUCAUAGGCUUCAGCCCUUCCAUAAUCCUGGAGGGCAUAAGCAGUUAAGCUAAUAGUUAAUUCAGAAUUUUUUAAGGUGAAUGUCACUGUAUGAUACCAACAGGUACAGCUGCUUGGAAAACUUACUAUGCCAGAAUCCAGUCAAAUUAGUUUGGCAGUAAGGUGCAGUUUGAAGACCAAAGCCCUGGAGAAACUUGUUAAUGGACCAAGAGUUAAGUUUAUCCGUCAAGCUCUCAUUCCCAAUCUCAAGAAUGAACCUAAACUGUCUCUAGUAACUUCACCAAAAAAAAAAAAAAAAUCUCAUAAUUUCAGUCAAUAGGAAAUAUUAAAGCAGCCAUGUUUUUACUCGGCUUUUCUACAUAAGGUGUAUUUUUGCCUCCAGAGUCAUGAGUUAACAGCGGCUAAACUCAUUAAAAUCUUCAGUCUCAGUCUCGGUUCAUCUGUCCAGUCCAGUGCCUGUGUUGAGACUUAACUUGUUAAUGGGAUCAACAUGACAGUGGUGAAACUAUUUCCAUAACCUUCAGCUGGUGCAUGUUGCUGAAGUGACCCCUCAGUAGAGUCUUUGUUUUCCUUUGGGCCUCAAACAAUGCAGCAUUGUGCAACAGAGGAAAACAAGAUGACCCCUCUGUACUACAGUAAAGGACACAGUCACCAGUCUCUAUGACCCUCCUCUAUUUUGGUGGUCUUGUGACACAGUUUUUUUUUUAUAAAAGAGAAAGUGUGCAACUAUAUAGUACUUAUAUAAUUCUUUUCAAAGCUAGAAUUCAUGAGUGGCUGUGAUAAAGGAGAAGCAGGCUCUUUUGCUUCCCUCAGAACAUUUGUAUGAGGCAGGUGCAAGUUAUAUUUAAACUCACAUAGAUACUGGUUCCUGUAGCUAUUAAAGCAAUCAUGGUGUUGCCCUCCAUCAUUCCACAUUUUCAUUUUCUAUCAACCAUGUGUCUUCAACCUGCUGCACAGAUCUGAUUUUUGAAGUUGGUCAGCCUUGAACAAGCUCUACAGGCUGCUCUUCUUCGAGCUUGAUGGACUAAGCUUUCAAACCCCUUCAAAUUUGUGAUUGUUUACUUUCUGUUCUCCUUUUCUUGAUAAUUACCUGGAUCUCCUGUCUUUCUAUGUUAUAAAAUCAUGGCUAUGCAAAGCAAUGCUUCAAAGAAGGGGUUUCUAAACCAAAGGUAAUAAAUCUGUGGCAGCUUGCGUCCAACACAAUCAUUAAACUAAAUAGUCACAAAAAGUGCUGCUGCUGCAAAAAAAUCUGUCAUAUGCAAAGUGUUCGAGACAUCUCUCCAAGAUCAAGUACACAAUGUAUAAUAGCAAUGUAAUAAUCUCAGAUGUAAAUACCUCUAAAUAAAACUCUUACAAAUAA